AUGAGGGUCACACGAUGCCUGUACAACAACAGCAGAACGGCCCUGUAUAGGGUCUUCGUCUCGCCCUUUGAAAAGGCGGAAGUGUUGUCUCGAAGAAGCGCUCUCUCCUUCCCUGACACUAGAACACUACCGCCAGUAUCGACUUCCCCCGCGCAAUCUUUCGCCCGUUACGCCUCCCUCAUCCCCCGAUCCCGAAAGCCGAAUAAUUCGACGGCAUCUAAACCCAGCGCCGCCGCCAAGCCGGGACAGCUUCCUGCCGACAUGAUGAUCCGCGACCGUCAGGUCCUGGUCGUCGACGAGAACAACAAGCUCACGGGACCGCACGAGACCCGCCGAGUGCUCCAGUCGCUCGACCCGGAGACGCAGUCUCUGCGGAUGGUCUCGCGUCCGGGGCCGAACCCGGCGCCGGACCAGCCGCGGUUCGCCAUUUGCCGCGUUGUCGACAAGCGUGUCGAAAAGGAGCGCGAGAAGGUGCAGGAGAAGGCCAGGAAGGAGACGGCGCGCAAGCUGGCGCGUUUCAAGGUGCUGGAGCUCAACUGGGCCAUCGCGCCGCACGACCUCGGCCACCGCAUGAAGCAGAUGAAGGGGUUCCUGGAGAAGGGCUACAAGGUCGAGGUGCUCUUUGCGAAGAAGAAGGGCAGCAGGAGGGCGACGCGGGAUGAGGCGGAGGCGCUCGUGCAGGCGGUGAGGGAUGCCGUCGCCGAAGUCGGGGGCGCCAAGGAGUGGAAGGAGUCGGAGGGGGAGCCCCUCAAGGUCUUCAAGCUUCAUCUGGACGCGCCGGCGGCGGCGAAGGCCCCUGCGGUUGCCACGUCCGAGGGUUCCUCGGCGAACUGA
Colletotrichum higginsianum IMI 349063 is the source of this 834-nucleotide messenger RNA. Its product is annotated as Translation initiation factor IF-3. The coding region runs from base 1 to 834 and encodes 277 amino acids. NCBI's taxonomy places the organism in Eukaryota, Fungi, Ascomycota, Sordariomycetes, Glomerellales, Glomerellaceae. Gene Ontology annotation, cellular component: mitochondrion. The record is from RefSeq and is a predicted model, not a curated record. Gene Ontology annotation, molecular function: ribosome binding; translation initiation factor activity. Gene Ontology annotation, biological process: mitochondrial translational initiation; ribosome disassembly. The transcript has a single exon.